This is a messenger RNA of Tilletiaria anomala UBC 951, 354 nucleotides long. RefSeq lists its product as uncharacterized. The transcript has 2 exons. Bases 1 to 354 code for a protein of 117 amino acids. NCBI's taxonomy places the organism in Eukaryota, Fungi, Basidiomycota, Exobasidiomycetes, Georgefischeriales, Tilletiariaceae. The record is from RefSeq and is a predicted model, not a curated record.
AUGUCCACCUCAUCGUUGCCACUGGCGUCGUUGAAGCACAUCACCUCGCUCACCUUCUCCCUCUCGCCACUCGUAUCGUCGCCGGGCGCGCGCUCGGUGCGCCUCUUACUUUCACGAAUCCCUUCGAGCUUGCCACCACCGAAAAAGGCCGCCGAGAUCGGCCUGGCAAAGCUGCCGGAAGUGAGCGUGAACAUGGUGCAGAAGGAGGAGGAGGUCGGCGUUCACGUCGUGUACAGCGACAAGAAGAGCCAGGAGAUCAGGCCAGGUGUAGAGAGUCAAAUGGGUGUUGCGGAGCUCAUUCGCAAGGUGGAAGCACCAGCGCGAGCACUGCGCCUCAAGGAGCAAGGCAUAUGA